Emiliania huxleyi CCMP1516 is the source of this 641-nucleotide messenger RNA. RefSeq lists its product as hypothetical. The record is from RefSeq and is a predicted model, not a curated record. Lineage: Eukaryota; Haptophyta; Isochrysidales; Noelaerhabdaceae. The annotation marks the transcript as partial. The transcript is spliced from 2 exons. Gene Ontology annotation, molecular function: chloride channel activity.
AUGGCGCUGCUGCUCGCCCACGCCGCGAUGGCACUCCACGCACCCCCAUUCGUGCGAGCGGCUGCACGCGCUCCAUCGCUGGCGGCUGUCGCAGCUCCUUCCGAUCUGACUCAGCGUCUGAUCAGCGAUUUGACCGCUCCCGACCGGCUGGAAGCUCUGGCCUCCUGCGACGCCAGACGCAUCGCGUACGACCCGUUCAACUUUUGGGACAUCAUCGUCGAGAGCCUGAGCCCAGCGCACUUCUCCAGGGCCUUUGGCCUGAUCCUGCCGACACUGUGCGGCCUUGCUGCCUGGGGCCUCAGCCUGACGUGGCUGCUUCGUCGGCCGGAAGUGGCAGGCCUCUCCGAGCUCAUCGGGCCGUACACGGCGCUGAGCGGCUCGCUGCUCACGCCCGUCUCCUUCCUCCUCGUCUUUCGUAUUGGCCGCGCGGCCGCCCGCUUCUGGGACGCCCGCGCUGCCCUGGGCGCGAUCAUCGAGAAGUGCCGCAGCGCCGCGUCUACCAGCGCCCUCACGAGCGUUGCGAGGGGCUACCGGCUGCAGCAGCUCUGCCCGGUCCUGACUGAGGAGGAGGCGUCGGAGCUGCUCGACAGCAAGCGAGGCGAGCGGCGGGGCCUGCUCCUCGCGGCUGCUGCUUGGGGCAC